AUGCAGGUUUUUGCCCGUACACAGUCAAGGUAUUAUCGUCUGUCGCAACAAAUUCCAAUUAGAACCUUUACAACCAGUACAAUAAAUCGCGCAGCUCAAGGUGGUUCAGUGUCCGUACAGCCACCUGACAAAAAACGGAUCGGCGCGUUCCGAGGGGGCCUUAUUGGAUUUUUAUUAGGUUUGUCAAUUGCGGGCGGAUCGGGAUACUACUACCUUCUGGAUGAAUAUCAUACCGCGUCGAAUCUUUUAUUAAGUUCAGUUGAAGAAUUACAGAAGUCCACAAGCAAGGUGCAUGAUUAUGCACAAAAAAUUGAAAGAGUCGAGGACGAACUAAAAGCUCUACAAGAAAGCGCAGCCACUACAGAUCAAGUAAAGGAGUUGAGGAGUGAAGAUGGACUUGAUCAACAGAAUCUUGAAUUAAAAGCCGUAGUAUGGAAUCUCGAGCAAGAUAUUCAUUCUUUAUUGAAUGGUAAUCAAAAAAGUAGUUAUGCUGCUGUUGACAUUGACAUUAUGACUUCUCAAGAGCAAAAAGUCUUGGAAAUUCAAGUUUCUCCUGAAGAAUCAGAAUACCUCGCGUUCUUACAAAAGACUGCACAACAAGCACAGCGUCUUAAGGAAAUUCAACAACAGCAAGAGUACGAAAUUAUUACUCGGGAGGAAGAUCCAACUACAUAUCCGUCCGAAAUCCAACGUAUUAGAGAAGACUUACUUGAAGCUAGUGCUCAACUUUUGUAUAUAUCAGAAAGUGAAGAACCUUAUGAAUUUAUAUUUAUUCCAAACGAUCAAAUUACUUCUCUUCCAACAAACACCACAGAGUUUGUAAAUUUGAUUAAACAAUGCAAUAUCAAUAUAAUGACUGAAGAGGAGAAAGAAAUAGGAGAAAGUCGUGUCAUGACGUUUCAAGAGUUUUUUGAACCUUUUACUGGAGCUAAUGCACAGGACCCAUAUGGCCAAAAAGAUGGAUAUAAAGAAUUACAAAAAAUUGUUGAAGCUAUUUUUGGUGGUAAAGAUAAUGUAAAGAUAUAUAAAAUUGGUGAACAACGUAGAGUCGGUGUAUAUAUCGUCGGAUUGAUCAAAGGCACUGGAAUUACUGGACUGAAGACUAUAAGUGUUGAAACAUAA
This is a messenger RNA of Dentiscutata erythropus, 1122 nucleotides long. The record is from the annotation of a GenBank genome assembly. Lineage: Eukaryota; Fungi; Glomeromycota; Glomeromycetes; Diversisporales; Gigasporaceae.